GAAAAAAAGAAUGGUUUAAAGCAUGGCUCAAAGUUGAAAAAAGCUGUAGUUUCUGAGGCUUGUUAUGAUGAGAUAAUGCAUUCUGAAGAUGCAUGGGAAAUAGAGGAUGAAGAUGGGGCAGAAGAUGAAUUUAAGCCUACAAAGUCUGCAAAAAAAUUGAUGAAUUUAUUGGAAUUGGAAAAAAAGAAUGGUUUAAAGCAUGGCUCAAAGUUGAAAAAAGCUGUAGUUUCUGAGGCUUGUUAUGAUGAGAUAAUGCAUUCUGAAGAUGCAUGGGAAAUAGAGGAUGAAGAUGGGGCAGAAGAUGAAUUUAAGCCUACAAAGUCUGCAAAAAAAUUGAUGAAUUUAUUGGAAUUGGAAAUUAUGAUUAUACUAGUUGAGAUCAUAAUCAUUGUUAUAGAAAAAGAUAUAUGUAAUGAUAUAUCCAACAAUAAUGGUUGUCAAAAAAAAGCAAAAGAUUGUAUAUACAAUAAUAACACUACUUACGAAUGUAGACGGGUUGGUGGUAAUGGCGGUAGUAAAGUGAUAAACAAACAGACACAUAACGGUAUUAAAAUGAUAAAAAAACGUUCGCAUGAUGGUAGUAUUGCAACAAUAUACAGAGCUGAGGAUACAAAAAAUCACUAUAUUUCCUGA
This is a messenger RNA of Entrophospora sp. SA101, 633 nucleotides long. Lineage: Eukaryota; Fungi; Glomeromycota; Glomeromycetes; Entrophosporales; Entrophosporaceae. The record is from the annotation of a GenBank genome assembly.